AUGAAAAGCACCGGAAUAAAGCCGGAAGACAGCACAGCUGUGAAAAGAUACGUAGAAUCAGCUGAGGUAGAAAAGUUUUUAACAAGUGCAAAAGGCCUCUCAUUCCUUAUUGACAAGGGAAAGACCUACGAGUUUGCUAGCAAAAAGACAGUGGAUGACCAAAUAGCGAGUAUUCUCGAUUUUUACAUGACAUGGGCAGAAGAGUGCCCGAUAAAGAAGGGAUACUUCUCUGAUGGAUACACGAUUAUCAAACUUAUAGAAAAGCAUUGUGAUAAGAAGGACGUAUUAGACAAGUUUACCUUUCUUUUCUAGUUAAAUACUUGCAAUUGGUAUUUAUUUAAAUAGUUCACGCUCUCUGGCUUACCGUCCAAUAAGAAUAGCACUUGAUGUAAAUAUAUGUGAUGCUUUAAACACACCAACCAUCAGGUGAAUCCACUUCAUUUGCUUUAACAUGCUAUCUUACCAUGGAAGAUCAUCCAAAUUAUACUAUUGUCUUUCAUCUGAUCCUGAAAAUAGCAAUAAAGGAUGUUUUGAUGGUACAGCCAUAGUGAAGCACAUGACUAGUUGAAUAACCACUUUGCACAGCAGUAUUGAAUGGUGCAAUCUAAGUAUUUUCUUGUGUAGACGUUUUUUAAGCCAGUUCGAGCAGUAGAAAGAUAAAAUUCCACUUUUGAUAAUCGAGAUCGGUUAAAUGCACGAUUAACUAUCAUUGAACGGUCUAUAACCCACCAUUAACGUAUAAUAUGUGCCUGAUAGAAUCUAUCAUUUUCUCAAUUCCUCUUCAGAGAAUGGCACUAUUCAACACAUCAGUUUAGUGUUUCGCGUCCAAUGCCGUUCUAAUAAACCAAACCUUUAGCAUUUAAAGCGAUAAAAGUUAUUGCAGUUCAGUCUUUGGACUUGGAACACGCGUUUAUUUACAAAUACACGUUUUU
Molecule: messenger RNA, 932 nt
Organism: Vavraia culicis subsp. floridensis
Lineage: Eukaryota; Fungi; Microsporidia; Pleistophoridae
Exons: 1
Coding region: 1-312 (103 amino acids)
Source: RefSeq, a predicted model, not a curated record